Rhopalosiphum padi (bird cherry-oat aphid) is the source of this 3460-nucleotide messenger RNA. RefSeq names its product la-related protein 4 (gene Larp4B). Gene Ontology annotation, biological process: positive regulation of translation. Gene Ontology annotation, molecular function: mRNA 3'-UTR binding. The record is from RefSeq and is a predicted model, not a curated record. Gene Ontology annotation, cellular component: cytosol; cytoplasmic stress granule. Lineage: Eukaryota; Metazoa; Arthropoda; Insecta; Hemiptera; Aphididae.
AUCAUCACCAUCGUCGUCGUCGUCGCCGUCGACGUCGUCGUUGUUAUUAUUUUUUUUAUUAUUAUUGUUAUUUUUAUUAUUGUUGUGUUAUAUUGAACAGUUUCGGCGGCGACGACGCAUAUUUCAUCAGAAUAAUAGAUUAUACGGGCGAUAGUGAGCGGCGGGCGACGACGCGACAACGGUGGUGGCGACGAACGUGGAAGGGAUCGGUCACGGGGAGCGUGUCGGUUGACGGCGGCGAGUCAAAGUCGUACCGUUCUCGCGCUCAACAGGUCCGGCGUUAUAUCUCCUCGCGACGUGCUGCUCGCAAGCAGAUUUAGUGGUGUGCCCACUGCGUGCCAUAUCCCGGCGGAUAGACCGUCAACGUGCGCCUGGUAAAUAUUUAGCGCCGAAAAGCAACAUUAUUCCAUUGCCACGUCGUAUUUUGUUUUCCUCACUCCGGGGAUUAAUCUGUGCUGCAGUGCGCGUGUCUCGUCGCUCGUCCCGUGCACCCACACACCCACCCAUACUUCCGCACACUCGCACUCCCACACACACACACACACACACACAUAUAGUUGUCUCGCGGGGGGCUAUAACGAGAGAGCGACUCUUCGCGCGUGCGUGGGUGCGUGCGCGCCCCAUAAAAAACGGUUCGUUCAUCGAAUCUCCGGCCGGCGCGUGAGCGACGGGUGCCGUGGUACUCGUCCGCGGACGGUUCUGCGGAUCGCACUGUGCCGGUGGUCAUGACGUUCCGGACCAAGGGCCUCAACAAGCAGCAACAACAGCUACAGCGCGGACAACAGGACACGCACUAUCCCAACAACAAUCACCGACUGCACCGGAACCGUUACGAUGACGGCGGCGAUGACGACAAAACCGGCACGGCGGCCGACCAUCAGCCACCGUCAUUCGUAACAUUCGGCGGCGCCGACACAUGUAUACACAAGGUGUUAACUACUCCUAGUAAUUCUAAUGGAACAUUGAAUCCUGAAGCACACGAAUUCAAGUACAAGACAUUGUCUGAAAAUCUAUCAAAAUCUAACGAUGAACCAAAUAAAAAAACUUCGGAAAACGACAAAAAGACUAAAGGGUAUAUGUAUAUGAAUGGAGACGUAGGAAAAAUUUCAAUUGGGACACAUUAUAGUCCCUCCGAACCACUUACUGUUUCUACUGCCACGAACACUUCUUACAGUUCCAUAAAUGGAAGUUAUGAAGUGUCGGUAUCGGAUAGUAGAAGUGGUACAGUAAUUUUAACUGGAAAAAAUAGCACAAUGGUUAACGCUGAGACUUCUACUGAAAAUAUGCCAUCGCAAUCAGUAGAACAACUCAAACAACUUCUAUCAAAUCAGUUAGAAUAUUAUUUUUCAAGAGAAAAUUUGGCAAAUGAUGCGUACUUAUUGUCACAAAUGGACAAUGACCAAUAUGUUCCAAUAUGGACAGUUGCCAAUUUUAAUCAAGUAAAAAAAUUGACUAAAGACAUUAAGCUGAUUACUGAAGUAUUGAGAGAGUCGCCAAAUGUACAAGUUGAUGAUGAAGGAUUAAAAGUCCGCCCAAAUCACAAACGUUGUAUUGUCAUCUUACGAGAAAUUCCUCAAACUACUCCAAUUGAAGACAUAAAGGGAUUAUUUGCUGGUGAAUCAUGUCCUAAAAUGAUAUCAUGUGAGUUUGCUCAUAAUAAUUCAUGGUAUAUUACUUUUGAAAAUGAUGAAGACGCACAAAGAGCAUUUUUGUAUCUUCGUGAAGAGGUUAAAGAAUUUCAGGGUCGACCAAUUAUGGCACGUAUCAAAGCAAAACCAAUGAAUCGCAUGGCUGCACCAAUAUCUCCUGGUGCUGUUGCUGGAAUUCCUGGUAUAAAAACAGUAAAUGGUUUUAGAACUCCGCCAAUGCAAGCUCAACCAAUCAACCCAUACAUAGAUCAAGGCCCAGGUGUCACACAAUCUGGACCUCCUGCUCCACCCCCACAUCAUCCUCAAGCUGCCAGAUUGUUUUAUACAAAUGGAGGACCAGCUCAAUAUGCUCCAGUCAAUUAUGCUGCUGCUAAUCUACAAGUAUAGUAAUUACAGCAGCAGCAACAGUCACCAUAUUAUCCUACAAAUAUGAUUCAACAUUGGGCUCAUCCUGCAACAGGUGCCUAUUAUACUACAGAUCUUAGUGGUAUAUUUUCUGUGAAUGGAUUGGCUCCUCAAGGAGCUUUUUCUAAACCUCAGAAUUCAAGAUAUAAUGUUUCACGUGCACCUGGUCGUACCAAUGGAAAAAUGCGUCAUAAUUCUGUUAGUGGUAGUGAAUAUUACCGAAGUUCAGCUUCGGAUAGUGGUUUACCAUCUCGUCCUGGUAGUUACACGUCAAAUGGAAGUCUAACUAAGUCAUCUAGUAGUAGUGGAUCAUUGCAUAUUUCUAAUGCAACCAGAAACUGUGUCGACAAUCAAGAUUCUACUGUAGUUGAUAGACAGUCAAGUGGAACAAUCAACAUCCCAAAAGAUCCUACAACAUUGCCACCAAGAUAUAGGCGAAGGAAGAAAGAUGAGGAAAUAGGGCCAGAAGUAGUAACCACAGGUACUAUACCUCAGCUGCCAACUGGUAGUUUUGAUUUAGCUGCUGAUGCGUUCCCUCCGUUACCACCUCAAGUUGUGUCAAUACCACACCAGUCACCAACUUCAUUGCCCCAUGACCAGUUGUCACCCCGUAAUCACAUUGAUCCUAGGAUUACUGUAAUUUCAUCUUCGAGUAUGUCAGCAGUUCUGCCUGAACCCUCUGUAUCUAAGACUGAUGAUAAGGACCUAACUGUGAAUUCAGAGAGUCUACCAAAUGGUUUACAAACAGUGCCUCCUAUUGGGUCUAUACCUGUGACUGCAAUCAUUGAUGAUGUAUCAAAUAUGUCUAUGAGCUCUAUUAAUUUGCACCCAAAGGUUCAAGAUAUUGUUACGACUUCGAAUUCUAUAAUAAAUCCUACAGAUAAGACUGUAAUGCCAGCGAAAUCUGACAUGCCACCUACUAUGCCUAAAGCCAAUGGUACAUCUCUUAAUACUAAACCAACUGUAUCAAAUCAUAAGGCUGCUUUGCCAUCACAAUGUGCUUGUGUCAUACCACAACCACCUGUUACAAUAUCUGCAGAUAUGGCUAACAACAAUCCCGUUCUUAAUGGAAAUGGUUCUCCAAAUAUUGGUCAUAAACUAAGUUAUGCACAAGUAGCACAGCAUCACAAAGAAAGGAAUGAGAGCCACAUUCCUACCAUUAUUACGUUUGGGCAAUCUCCUAUUGUAGAAGAAGAAAAAAAAAGAGAUACUACCAUACCUAUUGUGAUACCCCAAUCUAAACAAUCAAACGUUACAGCAGAUGGUCUUCUAACAAAUCGGUCUGGUAAAGGACACAAAACAGCAAAUAGUGAACGGGGAACAAUUCCCAGGAAAGAAAGAUCGUCAAAAUUCAAUCGUACCAAGUCUCCUAAGUAAAAUGUAUAUAAGGCCUGAGUAUUAGUUAG